UAUCUCGAGUAGUUCUUCGGUGGUUGUGUUCGUCCGGUUUUCCCGUGAUUUUUUCCGAUCUUGAAGGAUCCCGGUUACUGCUACUCCGACAAAAAGACGCGAUGUCGAUGGCUGGGUACUAAACCAAUUUGGAGCUGACUGGAGAAGAAUCUAGUCGCGCUCAUUCCAAUCACUGUUGAGUAUCAGCCAGUAAACACACGCGAGGAUCAUGAAAAUGGUGCUGUCUCAACGUCAGAGGGAGGAGUUAAAUAAGGCGAUCGCGGACUACCUCAGCACCAAUGGCUACCAAGAUGCCCUCGAGGCGUUCAAGAAGGAAGCAGAUAUGCCCGGAGAGGUGGAGAGAAAAUACGGGGGUCUUUUGGAGAAGAAAUGGACCUCGGUGAUACGCUUGCAGAAGAAGGUAAUGGAAUUGGAAUCGAAACUUUCUGAAGCAGAGAAAGAGUUCAUUGAGGGUGCACCGACACGCAGCAAAAGAUCACCGGCCGAGUGGAUACCAAGGCCACCCGAAAAAUUUACUCUCACUGGACACAGAGCUCCCAUCAACAGAGUUAUUUUUCAUCCGGUUUUUAGUCUCAUAGUGUCUGCCAGCGAAGAUGCCACAAUUAAGGUGUGGGACUUCGAAAGCGGUGAAUUCGAGAGAACAUUGAAAGGACACACCGACAGCGUACAGGAUGUUUCAUUCGACGUCUCCGGGAAACUGUUAGUCUCAUGCAGUGCGGACAUGUCUAUUAAAUUGUGGGACUUUCACCAGUCAUUCGCCUGCGUGAAAACCAUGCACGGACAUGAUCACAGUGUCAGCUCUGUCGCAUUUGUGCCACAAGGGGAUUUCGUAGUGAGCGCCUCUAGGGAUAAGACCAUAAAAAUCUGGGAAGUUGCGACGGGUUAUUGUGUUAAGACGUUGACGGGACACAGAGAAUGGGUGCGGAUGGCGAGAGUCAGUCCCUGUGGCGAGCUGAUCGCUAGCUGCUCAAACGACCAAACAGUGCGGGUUUGGCACGUGGCGACGAAGGAAACAAAGGUUGAACUUAGAGACCAUGACCAUGUGGUGGAGUGCAUCGCAUGGGCACCGGAUACCGCAAGAGCCUCAAUCAACGCUGCAGCAGGGGCUGAUAACAAGGGAGCUCACGAAGGACCCUUCCUCGCGUCUGGUUCGCGGGACAAAGUAAUCCGCGUGUGGGAUGUCGGCGCUGGCGUCUGUCUGUUUGCUCUCCUGGGACACGACAACUGGGUGCGCGGAAUCGUUUUCCAUCCCGGUGGCAAGUUUAUCGUCAGUGCCUCUGACGAUAAAACACUGCGAGUCUGGGACACGCGCAACAAGCGGGCGAUGAAAACACUCGAGGCGCAUGUCCACUUCUGCACCUCCGUUGAUUUUCACAAAAGCCAUCCUUAUGUGGUCACCGGUAGCGUCGACCAAACGGUGAAGAUCUGGGAGUGCCGCUAGUCACCAAACCAUGUCAGGGUCUCGUUGAACCUUCGUCGAGGAAGACAGAGAUUGUGGAAAGAAGGCGAACGAUGCGCAUCGAAUUCCGAUGGAGAUAAAAACAAAAAGCAAAAAGAAGUAAAACGGCCGAAAGAGUAAGCUGCUGCAAAUUUGAGAAAAAAAAAGUUAUCGUACAUACUACUAUUAUUAAUAUUAAUAUUAUUAUACACACAUAAACACGUACGGUUAAGAGCUCUUUAAUUAAUUUAUAAUAAAGUAUAAUUAAUAAUUAUUAAUAUUAUAUGUACGUUUUACGGUAACGAACUGCACGAUUCGAGGAGAGUCGGUCAAAAUGAUAAUUAGCUUUCUGUCGCGAGGAGGACAUUGCCAUGAAAUUCGUCGAUCGCUGACAAGCCCCUCGAGCGAGCAAAAAUGAAAUUGCGAUCUUCGAAGCUGAUCGUUCGCAGUUAAUCGUUACGCAGCGAAGCAUCUUUUUCUGGUUCGUUCGUACGCGUCGUCCUCCUCCUUCAUCCUCCUUCGAUACGUCACUCGGUCUCGUUUGCUGCGCUGAUCUCUCCUCGAGCGUUCUUGACGAUGUGAAGUCGGAAAAAUGACGCCAAUUAAAAAUGUCAAUCGACAUAGAAGAGACACAACAUGGACAAACAGAAGACAAAUACGCGGCGUCAUUACUUACCGUGUACUGAACGUCGGCUAAUGUAUCCAACGCUGGUCGAGUGACAUAUGGUUCAUAUACCAGGAGCCAAGACAUACGAUGUAAACGUUCGUAA
Messenger RNA from Dufourea novaeangliae, 2208 nucleotides. RefSeq names its product lissencephaly-1 homolog (gene Lis-1). The record is from RefSeq and is a predicted model, not a curated record. Bases 209 to 1441 code for a protein of 410 amino acids. The transcript has 7 exons. Gene Ontology annotation, molecular function: protein binding. NCBI's taxonomy places the organism in Eukaryota, Metazoa, Arthropoda, Insecta, Hymenoptera, Halictidae.